Messenger RNA from Leptosia nina, 1356 nucleotides. NCBI's taxonomy places the organism in Eukaryota, Metazoa, Arthropoda, Insecta, Lepidoptera, Pieridae. The record is from the annotation of a GenBank genome assembly.
AUGUUUUUAUUGUACUUUGCAUUGUUUCGUAUUGUUAGAAGUGAUAGUAGUGAUUUAUCCGUCACCGAUAUAGCCAAAACACUUAUAUCCAUACUUAAUAAUGAAGAAAACGAAAGAAUUAAGGAACUAAAGGACAAGUUGAAAGACAUUAAUAAAUAUGUAGUUGAUAAAGACAGACACGCUGAUCUUCUCCUUAACGAAGCGGCGACUACAAAUUUAAAUGAAACUAACUUCUUUAAAGCACUCAAUGAGUCAGAUAAUUUUAACUUUUUAACAGACCGUGAACCAAAACAUUUAUAUUUGAAAUUAAAAGAGAAAAUGAAUAGAGAUGAUAUUAUGAAGAUUUUGUCAGAAAAGGCGGAAAAUAGUCAACUUGUGAAAGCGGCUAGAAGGAUGAUGGAGAAUGAUCAUGGGCAAAAGCGAGUAAUAGAUAACGACGUAAUUGACAAUAUUGUGGAUAAAAUGAUUGCGGAGACACCGAGAGAUGAUCAUAAGUUCAAUGUUAGUGAUAACAAAUAUUGGGAUCCACAAGGUGAACUGGAAGAUUUGAAAGAAUAUCACAAACACGACGGGAGGAGAAUUUUCAAGGGAGAGAGAACCACAAUUAAGCAUUACCCAUUUAUGGUGUCUAUUCAUGUCAUGGGGAGGUUUUGGUGUGGUGGAGUGAUAUACUGGCAUGAUCUAGUCAUCACUUCAGCUUCUUGUUUACAACUUAUGCACAACAACAGAUUUUUCCGUGAAAAUCCCAAGGCUUUGUACGUUAGAGUUGGGAGUAACCACAGCCGAAUUGGUGGGGAGGCUAUAAAUGCAUUAGAGGUAUACUUUCACCCGGGCUACAACCCCCGGACUCUACGGCACAACAUCGCCAUCGUUAGAUUGCGUCGUCAUUUGUUUUUCGGUUAUCAUCGCGUGCCCAAGGUCAUUGACAUCUCGCAAAGCGCUCACGGGCUAGCUCCUACAUCGGAGGUCCUAGUAUUGGGAUGGGGGGUUACUAAGCAUGACGCGGGAGGCCCUGCCGUCCUGGCUGGUAAACUUGUGGGUAUCAUCUCUUUUGGUCCGACUGUUUGCGGUUAUCCUAACGUACCAACCGUCUUCACACUUGUAGGCGCUUAUACAGAUUGGAUUGAAACAGUUAAUGAGACUAUGCCCGAUUACUUCCGCGGCAGAAAACGGACAACAACUAUAGAUCCAAUACCUCUAUUCGAGGACCUGCAGUUCAGCAAGUUAGAGCUGAACCGGUUCACGUCAAGAGAGACAGGGGCUACUGCACCUAGGACACCCACCACAAGUGCUGCAAAUCGUCUGAGGAAUAUGGCACUUCGACACGAUGAAGGCUGGAGUAUCGAAUUGGAUUAA